Messenger RNA from Helianthus annuus (common sunflower), 1112 nucleotides. RefSeq lists its product as uncharacterized. NCBI's taxonomy places the organism in Eukaryota, Viridiplantae, Streptophyta, Magnoliopsida, Asterales, Asteraceae. The transcript has a single exon. The record is from RefSeq and is a predicted model, not a curated record. Bases 134 to 802 code for a protein of 222 amino acids.
AUACUUUAUCAUUCCUUCCACACCACUUUGAUUUUCAGAUUUGUAAAAACAACACACACAUUGAUUUCACACACAUUAAAACCUCUCAACACAACACACACACACACACUUUAAGUUUGAAAGAACAAGAAACAUGUCCUUCAUUUGUGGCUCUUUUCGUAGCCAGCAAGAAGAAGAUGACUACGAUGUGCUUUGGCCAUCUACUCCGAAAAAACCAACAAGAAGACGACAGAUUUUCGGUAGCCGAAGGGGUAAAAACGCCACAAACCCAUAUUCGGAUCGUGGUCUAGACAAGUUUGAGGCGCUUUUAGCGGAUCUUGACAAGAAAAGGCAAAAGAUUUUGACACAAAAAGGGGCUGAAGAUGUCUCCAUGGUUAAGUUCAUUUUUAGUGGCCCCAAUGAAGUACAACCCAUUGUAGUCAAGUUUCGCGAUCAAAGAAAACAUGAUGACAUGAGUUUGCCAAGUACUAAAGAACUCGAUCUUCCAAAGAAUGAUGCUUUUGUUAAAGCGAAAAGUGGUGGUAAUGAAGCGGAAGAAGAUUACACGAAACCAUCGGUUGAUCAGUGUAAAAGAAAGUUUGGAGAAUGGUGGAAACCCUCGUAUUAUCUACCGUUGUUUGUGAUCUUGAUCUUGGUGUUCUUGAUGUUUUUCGGACGUUCUUUCACAAUAUUAUGUACUUCUAUAGGUUGGUAUUUGGUUCCAAUCUUUAAUGCGAUUAUAGACAAGUCAAAGCAGCCGAAUAUCAUCACAAAGAAAGAGCAUUUGAAGAGGUCAAGACUCAAGACGGCCCAUAAGCAAUAAAAAAAUACCAAAACAGAAGCUUCUGAUCGAGCUUUGAACUAAUCAGCAUCGAUUGGACAUUCUUUGAUAUUGGUAUCGACCCAAACAACUUAUUUUUUCGGUUUGUUUUAGGGGUUAUCAUUUGAAUGUAUAUUAGAUUCUUUGUGGGGAUGUUCUUGUGUAUAUUUUUUUGUUCUUUUGUUUGUUUGUAGCGUUACGCAUGUCGAGUUGAACUGAAAGUUCGAUCGCUUGUUUUGACAAACUUGUAAAUGUAAGGUGACGACAUUUUUUAUGGAACUUCUUGGAAUAAAAGACUUGUCUUGUCGUUUCA